GUGCUCCUCCAGAGGCAGAUCGUCUGUUCCACGGCUCUUUAGGAAGCCAGCGUAGGGAGGAUGCAACCACACAGUGAACAAGGCGAGGGAAUACGCAACCACACAGUGAACAAGGCGAGGGAAUACGCAACUAGUCCUGGUGUUUAGGUGCCCAUUGACUUCUGUGGAAGCGUUCGUGUUCAACGAUUUCUCUUCCUUUAAUAAAUAAGUCCAAUGGUCUGUGGGCUCACACUGGUCAUUCAUACGCAGUAGGCAUCAGAAAGAACAAUACUUUUUAAUUAAAACAAAUUAACGUUAAUUGUAAAAUCUGCUCAAUGCUAUAUGGAAUUGAAGCGAUGGUAAUCGAAUCAGGGAGGUAACUACAAAACAAAAGAAAUAUCCAUGAUCUCCCAUUCCGUCAUCUAGUAGUAACACCUGCCGCGUCUGCUGCCAAACUCCCAACAAGAUCUCGCGCGACUCCAACUCGCCAAGCAAAGAACUCUUUUCCCCAGGAGUCUUUGCUUCGGCGUAGACGUGCGUCGUUAGCGGUCCUUGAGCUAUUUGCUAAUUAUAUUGUAUAUUUGGCUUAAUGUCGCACGUAUAUCCAGCACAGCCAUCUGCUCCAAGACAAAAAGACACAGGUCCCAACUGUGUAGCAAUGUCCUUUCCUGCAGAACCACCACCAAACUAUGAUGAAGCAACAGCUGGAGAUAAGCAGCAAGAAUACAGAACUCCACCUUACACAACUCAGCCUCCCUCAUCAGUACCAGUUCAUCCCAGUUGGGCUUAUGUGCAUCCAAGCCCUAGUCCUGGUUAUACAAAUCAGUAUGCUUCAGAAAUGUUAUCACCAUUCUCUGAUCCAAGUACAAAUGGAAGUUGUGAUGGUUUAAGCGGAGACUCCUGGGAAGAUAAAAAUAUCCGGCGCAUGUUUAUCAGAAAGGUCUUUAUGAUUUUAAUGGUACAGCUCAUGGUCACUUUUGGUGUUGUGGCCCUCUUUACUUUCUGUGAACAAGUCAAACAAUUUGUACAGUUCAACCGGAUCCUAUAUCUUGCUUCAUAUAUUACGUUCAUGGGGACAUAUUUGGCACUUGUUUGCAGUACUAAUGCCAGACGGCGAUAUCCCACCAAUCUCAUUUUGCUAGGUGUCUUUACAUUGGCUAUGUCAUACAUGGCAGGGAUGCUAGCCAGUUACCAUAAUACAAAAGUGGUCAUGUUGUGCAUUGGAAUUACAGCAAUGGUUUGUUUUGCCAUUACCCUUUUUUGCUUUCAAACUAAGGUUGACUUUACUUCAUGUCAUGGACUGAUAUUCUCUUUGGCUAUGGUUCUAUUUCUUACUGGCUUAGUGUUGGCAUUUACAGCACCCUUUGGAUAUAUACCAUGGAUACAGACAGCCUAUGCAGGACUUGGAGCCUUGGUUUUUACAUUGUUUCUGGCCUUUGAUGUCCAGUUGCUGACAGGAAAUCGACGAUACUCCCUGAGUCCUGAAGAACAUGUAUUUGGUGCCAUGUGCCUUUAUAUGGACAUUGUCUAUAUUUUCUUCUUCCUGCUGCAGCUGUUUGGAAGUCGAGAGUGAGAUUGCAGUUUUGCACUUCACAAUGAAGACAUCAGUAAUCUUUUUCUUGUUUUGGAACCCUGCACGGAAGUAGCCUGUGGUUCUUUUACUGAAUAAUUUAACAGGUUUGGUUUUUGAAGCAAGGCCAAGGAUAUACCUUCCUGUUUUAUUAAUUCAGUUACUCUUACUGCUCACCAUGAAUAGCUGGACAACCUGUUCUAACCUAAACUGCAUUCUUCUCAGACUGUCUUUUUUCCUAUUGUACUAGGUGAUAAAGGGUUUACCAGUUGUUAGAUCCAAAGUGUGUGUACUGUAACAACGUACCUUCUGUUCAUGGCAGUCAAAUGUUACAUUGUAAAAGACACAGUAAAAUCUUAAACAUGCAUAUACCUACAAGAUGAAUGGAAGGUUACCUUAAACAUUUUGCUACUUUUUUCAUUAUACGUCCUUCUGACCUGAAUUUUGGUUUUUGAAGAAUGUAAACGAAUCUAAUAUCUCAUAUGUUUGUAGCAUGAGGCACAGGCACAAGUAAAGAACAGAAGAAUUGUGUUGUAUGUAAUAUAUAGCUAACCUUUAUUGAUGAUUCCCUAUGUUCUUUCUUGGGAAUUGCAGCAUUAUGGUCAGGAAGAACAAUGAGUAUAUUUUACUAAGAAACAUUUAAUAUCUUCUUGCUGUUCCAGAUAAUAUUCAAAAGGAGUUUUUAUUGACCGGUGUUCAUAAUAAAUUGCAUUAUCAAAAGAACAAAUUAAUGAACACAACAUAAUCCUGAAUUUUGAUGUUUCCUUCAACACUUAUGCUGGUAUAUUUAGCCUUCAUAGUAAUGUUAAUGUUAUGUAUUUUGUAUUUAAAGGUUUGAUUUUAGUCAGAAUGCAUUAUGGAAGGUAUAAAGUGAAAAGUUCAUGUAUUCAAAAAGUUUCUUAUAUUGAAUAUUUUCUGCACUUCCUAGGGAGUACAGGCAUUUAAAUUCCUACUUCAUUUUUUUUUUUCAUGACUGUGAAUCUUGCAUCUACACUCACAGUUUUGAGGUAUAAUUUAAAAAAGAUAGUGGAUUGGGUUGGGCCAAUACACAGUGGUAGUAAUGCCUCAGAUGCCAGUCUGAAUGUUUUUCAUGGUACAUUAUGUAUUUUAACUCAAAGAUGGCUAGUUGAGGUGGAUGAAUGUCCAAAACACAUUUAUAUCAAUUGUAAAGUGCUUAUAUGUUUGUACUCAAGAGGCAGUUCAUAUUAUGGAGAAACGUUAGAUGAAAAACUGUAAUAAAAGAAGCCUAUAGCAUAGAAAUUCAUAUGAAGGUAAUUAAGUAACUGUACCAUAAUUUUCUGUAUUAGUGUGCUUGAUAGGACCAGUGCACCAUGUAGUGUAAGGUUAAUUUACACCGUAGGAUAUACAAGUAGUUCAUUCAAGUGUAAAAUGUUCUUUGUGAUUUCUGUCCCAUAGGUAUACAAUACUGAACCCUUUAAGCCCCUCAGACCUUUAUACAUUUUCAUGAGUGGUUUUGGCAGUCUCACUAGUUGAGUUUGCUAAUUACAAAAGAAAGUCAAAAAAUACUUGCAAAUAUUUUUUCACUUAAAAAUCUAUUUUGAUAGUUGUUGUUGAUUUCAAAUAUUUUUAAAUCUUCCAAAAUUAAAUAUUUAAUAAACCUAGGACUAUUAAUUGCAAAAUUAUAAAUGAUCAAGAUAAUAGGUAAACUUGGCUAGUUUAUGUGAACAAAAACACAUUUUGCACUUUGUUCAAUGAAUGAUGCACCUUCAUCAAUUUAUAGAGGUAAUUACAUUAAAAUGAUUUGUUUUAAUAACUUUUUAUA
Messenger RNA from Polypterus senegalus (gray bichir), 3332 nucleotides. RefSeq names its product Fas apoptotic inhibitory molecule 2a (gene faim2a). Lineage: Eukaryota; Metazoa; Chordata; Cladistia; Polypteriformes; Polypteridae. Gene Ontology annotation, biological process: negative regulation of apoptotic signaling pathway. The transcript is spliced from 12 exons. The record is from RefSeq and is a predicted model, not a curated record. Gene Ontology annotation, cellular component: Golgi apparatus; membrane; endoplasmic reticulum. The coding region runs from base 569 to 1552 and encodes 327 amino acids.